Messenger RNA from Neolamprologus brichardi, 789 nucleotides. NCBI's taxonomy places the organism in Eukaryota, Metazoa, Chordata, Actinopteri, Cichliformes, Cichlidae. The record is from RefSeq and is a predicted model, not a curated record.
AAGAGCAAUGCUCAGCUGAAGCUCACCGUCUCUGAGCUGAAGCUCAAACUGAAGACCAGAGACAAAGAGAUGUGCAAAGAGAGUCAGAAGGUCAAAGAUUUGGAGACGCAUCUCCAGCGAUUGAAAUCAGACCUGCACAACUGCGUCGGCUUCAUCCAGGAGCCUAAAACCCUGAAGAACAACAUACAGAUGAUAUACGCUCGAUAUGUCCAGCAGACUGAAAGGGUGGAGAGAACCAAUGCAGAUGAUACUGUUCAGAAGGCGCUGCGUCACCAGUGUGAUCGACAGGAGAGGACAGUAAAUGGCCUCAAAAUGAGGCUGGUCAAAUCUGCAGAGGAGCACGAAAAGGUCUACACCAAAAUCAUGAAGGAAAACAUGACUCUGAUAGCUGAAAUCAACGAGCUGCGGAAGGAGCUGCAUUUGGCCAGGACUCAGGCUAAAGACGUCAGAGCUCAGGUGGCUCUCUUAAAGAAGCCCAAGAAGUCACAGCCCAUCUUAGAAGAAGCAGCCUGCCCAAACAGCUAGGAGUCAGCUGAUCGUCUUUUACCUCAGCGAUAGCUCUGCAACUAACACACAGCAGCAGAUACACAUGAAAAUCAUAGAAGAAGAAAGUUGAAGUCAAAUACUGAUGUUUAGCCAAAGACGCUGGUGUCUCCAAUGUAUACAAAAGAUGUCCUUUAGCAGUGGCCCUGUGUAGUGAGGCGAGUCUUAUUCCUCAUGUCACAACUGCAAUAUAUAUAUAUCAUUUUCAUUUUUAGCCUAAACAUGUAGUUCUAGUGUCUAAACCAA